GCUCUCCCGACCACAUUUAAAGCAACUGUCGUCACCGACGGACUGCUGUGGGAAACGUUCUUAACCACCGUCCGGUCUUCCAGCUCACAACGGUCAAACGGUCAUCGACGAGGGCGGCUAGUGUCCGGCUCUGCGGCACCUACCUGCUGUAACCAGCAGCGACCACCGGAACCUGAACAGCUUCUAUUUUCGAUUUCUGCACUGGAUCCUGAUCAUGAGUGUCUUUGCCCUAUUUCUACUUAGCAGCCUUGGGUUUGCUGUCACUGCUAGGGCCCAGAGCUGUUCCAAACCUGCUGGACGAAACAACAUGCAUCUGAAGGACGAAUACAUUUUGAAAGACACAUUUGAGGACGGAUCCACUGUGGCUUUUGCCUGUGAUAUUGGCUACACAUCCACAAGAGGUUCUGGAAGCAUCAAGUGCGCCGCGGGCCUUUGGACUCCUGUUGAGCUGACCUGCGAGAGGAAGAACUGCGGAGCCGUUGAAGAAGUGGCUAAUGGAGCGAUCAACUACCCCACGGGCACCCAGUUUGGGGAUAAAGCCAUUGUCACUUGUAACACAGGAUACAGAUUAGUUGGUAAAAAUGAAAUCUUAUGUGGAGACGAAGGAUGGCUGGGCAGGGUGCCUGUAUGUGAAGUCGUUAGAUGUCCGCAGCCAGGCGGUAUUGCAAAUGGUGGCUUCAGUCCACAGAAGGAGGAAUACUCGUAUAAAGACGCUGUGAAGUACUCUUGCAACAACGGUUAUACUCUCAAUGGAUCAAAAGAAUUAAUGUGUGGGAGAAAUGAGAAGUUUGAGCCCUCUCCUCCAUCAUGCAUCUGGGUUCAGUGUAAAGAUCCGGAGAUAAAAAAUGCGAAACAGAUUGACGGCUCUCGACCUCCAUAUGGGCACCAGGCUACUGUGAUCUACGCGUGUGAAAAUGGAUACAGUAUGAGGGGACAGUCUAACCUGGUCUGCAACAUGAGUAGCCAGUGGGCGCCUAGACUUCCACAAUGCGUCAACAAUGGAAAUGCUGUUGUGGGAGGAUUGACUGGUGGACUUGCAGUGAGCAUCACAGUCCUACUGGUCCAAAAUUACUGGAUGUAAACAUGUCUGGAGAAGAGGACUGUGCUCCGAAUAAUCGGACAGGGAUGUCUGUUCUUCAUUUGAUGUGGAGCUUACAAAAUUGCUCGGAAAUUUCUCCUAAACUGCACCCUGGGACCGAAGCAGAUUAAGCUCUGUCCUUCUUUUUUGCUUUAUGUAGCUUUCUGAAGUGGGAAGAUAAAAACCCACUGCUCUGGUUGGCCAAUCGUAAUCACUUCCUGUUUGAACGUUUCUUGGCUUAUAGUUAUAAAACUCUGCAUUGAUUCUUGGUUUACGCAGUGGAGAGCAGUCGAGCUUGGCCUUAGUAGACAGAUUUACAGGUUGUCUUAAGUGAGCAUGAGUUCGAUGUUUAAAAGAGUUCUUUAAGAAUAAAUUGGUAAAGAAUAAGUUAAGAAAUAGAUUAGAGGUAAAUUUAUUUAAUUAUUUUAGCUUGAAGCUUGGCAAAGUCAGAAAUGGCUGCACAAAGGUUGUACUUGUCCAACAAUUUAACAGUACAAGAAAGUGUUAAUGUUACAGAUGGUUGUGUUUUUUAUUUAAAAUGGUUGAGUCAACCAGUUUCAACGUUUCAGAAGAGAGGGAUCUGUUAAAUAAUUAAUAGUGCCUAAACAAAUGGCGUAUUUGAUAUGCCUAAUUGACAAGAAAAGAAAGUAUUAUUUUCUUUUGUCAUGUGUCCUUAUAUGUAAAAUGCCUUGAUGUUAAGCCACUUGUUAGUCCAUUUCAGUUUUAUAUUAAAACCACAUAUUUUUUUUUUUUUAAAUAAGUAGUGUCAAAUUCAUUUAACGUUUUAUUUCUUGCUGGAAUUUUUUAACUACUUCCUCGAACGGUUGAAUAGUAUUAACUUAAGGAUUCAAACACUGGAAUUGAGAAAAUGUUUGAAAAGUUUUAUUUUUAAGUUUUGCACUGGGUUUGCCUGUUUAUGAAAAAUCAAAAGAAAUGUUUUUGUUGUGUUUUGAGAAGACAAACUAAACCUGCACUUCACUUUCCUUUUUGAAAUCAAUAAAUGGGGAAAGAAAAGCAAUGUA
Messenger RNA from Fundulus heteroclitus (mummichog), 2100 nucleotides. Its product is annotated as membrane cofactor protein. The transcript has 9 exons. Gene Ontology annotation, biological process: negative regulation of complement activation, classical pathway. Lineage: Eukaryota; Metazoa; Chordata; Actinopteri; Cyprinodontiformes; Fundulidae. Bases 215 to 1081 code for a protein of 288 amino acids. The record is from RefSeq and is a predicted model, not a curated record.